AUGGCGAAGCCCGACGAGUUGAAGCCGGAACCGCCGUCCGAAAACCCUAAAACCGAAGCAGACGACACCGACGACGAGAAUGGCGAUGGCAGAUACGAAGAAGAAAGGGCAAAGCUGGAGGGCCUCUUCCGGCGGCUGCAGACGCAGAGCAUGCCACUUCGAGUCCACGAUGUGCUGAUUAAGGGAAACACGAAGACUAAGGAUUACCAGAUCGAAUCGACGGCGGCUAAAGAUGGCCGAACCUAA
Molecule: messenger RNA, 246 nt
Organism: Linum trigynum
Lineage: Eukaryota; Viridiplantae; Streptophyta; Magnoliopsida; Malpighiales; Linaceae
Source: the annotation of a GenBank genome assembly